ACAUAAUACAAAGUCAUAUUCACAAUUAUCAAAUAUAAAAGAAAAUGAAGAAGAAACAUCACAAAACCUUAUAAACACAAGAAACAAUAAAAAUAUAAUAAUUGAGACCAUCGGAGAUUCAAAAGAUCUGUUCAUAAGAAAGAUAUCAGAAUACUUAUCUAAGACAAAGAUUGUGACAAGCCCAUACAUGAUCAAUGAAUCUAAAUUUUCACAUGAGAUUAAAAAAAUCAUCCAUGAAACUUUGCUUGGUAAUGAUACAACAAUUCAACUUGACCAAAUUCAUAUAAUCAAUGACAAAAAAAUGAUUGUUGCUGUUCAGGAGUUAAUAGAAAAAUUUAAAAAAUUAUGGGAUGAUGAAUUAUUUCAGGAUGCGGAACUUCAGGUCAAUGAGGACACAUGGAAAGUUGAAUGUAUUUCAUAUAUUAUAUCAUUCUUGUUCUUUAACAUUAAUCCUAUUCAUAAGAUAUGCUUUGGCCCUUUCAAUAAUUCAUCUGGUCAAAAAGGUCAUGCUAUAGAUGACAAUUUAAGACUUGCAAAAUUUGGAAAGGAUA
Molecule: messenger RNA, 551 nt
Organism: Entrophospora candida
Lineage: Eukaryota; Fungi; Glomeromycota; Glomeromycetes; Entrophosporales; Entrophosporaceae
Source: the annotation of a GenBank genome assembly